Molecule: messenger RNA, 2817 nt
Organism: Dipodomys spectabilis (banner-tailed kangaroo rat)
Lineage: Eukaryota; Metazoa; Chordata; Mammalia; Rodentia; Heteromyidae
Gene: Dgka
Product: diacylglycerol kinase alpha
Exons: 24
Coding region: 320-2527 (735 amino acids)
Biological process (GO): intracellular signal transduction; diacylglycerol metabolic process; lipid phosphorylation
Cellular component (GO): plasma membrane
Molecular function (GO): calcium ion binding; ATP-dependent diacylglycerol kinase activity
Source: RefSeq, a predicted model, not a curated record
AGAGGAAAGAAGAGGCCAGGGGAGAACAGGCUGUUGUUUUUUCCUUUCCCUUUGUUCAUUGUGGUUUCUUUGUUUCUGGCUUUUAUGAUGUGGUUGAUUAAAGAGAUGAGCACCUGGAAACUUAGGCAGUAGCAGCUUCCUCCUUACAUGUUUCUUGCCCUUUAUUCCCCCACUCUCACCAACAACUGAAGGGGUGUGAUGGAGCACAUAUCCCAAAGAAGACAGAAAGAAGGCUAAAGACUACCCUCUGAGAAGAACCAAACGCAAGAAAUUCUACUACCAGGCUAUCUUUGCCCUCAUCCUUAAGGUAAACAGAAAAAUGGCCAAGGAGAGGGGCCUAAUAAGCCCCGAAGACUUUGCCCAGCUGCAAAAAUACAUGGAAUACUCCACCAAAAAGGUCAGCGAUGUCCUCAAGCUCUUCGAGCAUGGUGAGAUGGCCAAAUAUCUCCAAGGAGAUGCCAUUGGGUACGAGGGAUUCCAGCAAUUCCUGAAAAUCUAUCUGGAAGUGGAACAAGUACCCACUCACCUGAGCCAGGCACUGUUUCAAUCCUUCCGCACUGGGCACUGUUUAAACGAGGCUAUGAUCAAAGCAGAUGUAGUGUGUCUCAGUGAUGUCUCCUGCUACUUCUCCCUUCUGGAGGGUGGUCGGCCAGAAGAUAAGCUAGAAUUUACCUUCAAGCUGUAUGACACGGACAGAAAUGGGAUCCUGGACAGCUCAGAAGUAGAAAAAAUUAUCCUCCAAAUGAUGCGAAUGGCAGAAUAUCUGGAUUGGGAUGUGUCCGAGCUGAGGCCGAUUCUUCAGGAGAUGAUGAAGGAGAUUGACUAUGAUGGUAGUGGCUCUGUCUCCCUAGCUGAGUGGGUCCGAGCAGGAGCUACCACGGUGCCACUGCUAGUGCUGCUGGGGAUGGAGAUGACUCUGAAGGAUGAUGGGCAGCAUAUGUGGAGACCCAAGCGGUUCCCCAGACCGGUCUACUGCAACCUGUGCGAGUCUAGCAUUGGUCUUGGCAAACAGGGACUCAGCUGUAACCUGUGCAAGUAUACUGUUCAUGACCAGUGUGCCAUGAAGGCAAUGCCUUGUGAAGUCAGCACGUAUGCCAAGUCGCGUAAGGACAUUGGUAUCCAAUCUCACGUAUGGGUGCGAGGAGGCUGUGAGUCUGGGCGCUGCGACCGUUGUCAGAAAAAGAUCCGGACCUUCCACAGUCUCACCGGGUUGCAUUGUGUAUGGUGCCACCUAGAGAUCCACGAUGACUGCCUGCAGAACAUGGGCCCUGAGUGUGACGGUGGGCUGCUCCGUGAUCACAUCUUGCCUCCAUCUUCCAUCUACCCCAGCGUUCUGGCAUCUGGACAGGACCGCAAACAUAGCAAAACAAGCCAGAAGACCUUGGAAGACCUAAACUUGUGCACCUCUGAGGCUCUGCGGAUUGACCCUGUUUCUAAUACCCAUCCACUUCUAGUCUUUGUCAAUCCUAAGAGUGGUGGAAAGCAAGGGCAAAGGGUUCUUUGGAAGUUCCAGUAUAUCCUAAACCCUCGGCAGGUGUUCAACCUCCUGAAGGAUGGUCCUGAGCCAGGACUCAGAUUCUUCAGAGAUGUCCCUGAUAGCCGGAUAUUGGUGUGCGGUGGAGAUGGCACAGUGGGCUGGAUUCUAGAGUCCAUUGACAAAGCCAGCCUGCCCGUUGUGCCUCCCGUUGCUGUGUUGCCCCUGGGCACUGGAAAUGAUCUGGCUCGGUGCCUAAGAUGGGGAGGAGGGUAUGAGGGACAGAAUUUGGCCAAAAUUCUCAAAGAUAUAGAGAUGAGUAAGGUGGUACAUAUAGAUCGAUGGUCUGUGGAAGUGAUACCUCAACAAACUGAAGAAAAGUGUGAUCCAGUCCCCUUUCACAUCAUCAAUAACUAUUUCUCCAUUGGUGUGGAUGCCUCUAUUGCUCACCAGUUCCACAUCAUGCGAGAGAAAUAUCCUGAGAAGUUCAACAGCAGAAUGAAGAACAAGCUAUGGUACUUUGAAUUUGCUACAUCUGAAUCCAUCUUCUCAACAUGCAAAAGGCUGGAGGACUCUUUGACAGUUGAGAUCUGUGGAAAACCUCUGGAUCUGACCAACCUAUCACUAGAAGGCAUCGCAGUACUGAACAUCCCUAGUAUGCAUGGUGGCUCCAACCUCUGGGGUGAUACCAAGAGACCACAGGGGGAUAUCUGUGGGAUCAACCAGGCCUUAGGCACUACAGCUAAAGUCAUCACCGACCCUGACAUCCUGAAAACCUGUGUGCCAGACCUAAGUGACAAGCGACUGGAAGUAGUAGGACUGGAAGGUGCGAUUGAGAUGGGCCAGAUUUAUACCAAGCUCAAGAGUGCUGGACGUCGACUGGCCAAGUGCUCUGAGAUUACUUUCCAUACCACAAAAACCCUUCCCAUGCAAAUUGAUGGAGAACCUUGGAUGCAGACACCCUGUACAAUCAAGAUCACCCACAAGAAUCAGAUGCCCAUGCUCAUGGGCCCACCUCCUCGUUCCCACAAUUUCUUUGGCUUCUUGGGCUGAGAGUGACACCUUCAGUCUCCAAGCCAGCCUUGAACCCAUCAACCCAUCCCGGAUGCCACCCUCUAGACUCUGUACAUUGCUGCCACACCUUCCUGCCAGCUCAGGGAGGUGUUCCUUCACCCUCACAGUAUUUAUUAUCCUAGACCACCUCACUGCACACACACACACACACACACACACACACACACAUACACACACGAAUGCACUCACCUACCCCACAAACACAUAUGUUAAAAGUGCCUCAUCUAAAUAAAAUGACUUUUUCUCCCCACUGGGAUAUCUAUAAAUAA